AUGUUGGCAGGCGAACUAUCCCUUAAAACUGACAGUCUCACCUCAGAGAUCCCUUUAUCUGCAAUGGUGUUUUCUUGGCGAGGAGGCUUCGAAACUCGGAGCCUGCUACUCUCGCUUCUGCUCCUCGCAGCCUGGGAGUCGGGGAGCGGCCAGGUCCAUUACUCGGUUCCCGAGGAGGCAAAACACGGCACCUUCGUGGGCCGCAUCGCCCAGGACCUAGGACUGGAGCUGGCGGAGCUGGUGCCCCGCCUGUUCCGGGUGGCGUCCAAAGGCCGCGGGGAUCUUCUGGAGGUAAAUCUGCAGAAUGGCAUUUUGUUUGUGAAUUCUCGGAUCGACCGGGAAGAGCUGUGCGGGCGGAGCGCGGAGUGCAGCAUCCACCUGGAGGUGAUCGUGGACCGGCCGCUGCAGGUGUUCCAUGUGGAGGUGGAGGUGAAGGACGUUAACGACAAUCCUCCAGUAUUCAGAGGAGAACAAAAGGUACUCAUUUCUGAAUCUGCGCCUUUGGAGUCUCGUUUUCCUCUAGAGGGCGCUUCUGAUGCGGAUAUCGGCCUAAACUCUCUCCUGACCUACAGGUUAAGUUUAAAUGAGUAUUUUACUCUUAAACUAAUAACGAAAACCGACAAAAGUAUACUGCCUGAACUCAUUCUUCGGAAGUCAUUGGAUAGAGAAGAAAUACCAGAACUUAAUAUGUUGCUGACCGCUCUGGAUGGCGGUAAACCCCAGCUAACAGAAUCUGUUCAGAUUCAAAUAACCAUCCUGGAUGUUAAUGACAAUGCUCCUGAGUUUGAUAAGCCUGGCUAUAAAGUGGUGCUGUUUGAAAAUGUCCCAAACGGCACCAGAAUCAUUCAACUAAACGCUUCUGAUCUAGACGAAGGACCAAACAGAGAAAUUUCCUAUGGAAUCAGAAUGAUUCUGCCACUGAGUGAGAAAUGUAUGUUUUUAAUAAAUCCACAAACAGGUGAAAUUAGAAUUUACGGGAAACUGGAUUUUGAAGAGAAUAAUGAGUAUGAAAUCCAGGUUAACGCCAUUGAUAAAGGGAUUCCGCCCAUGGCUGGUCAUUGCACGGUCCUGGUGGAAGUUCUAGACCUGAAUGACAAUACCCCUGAGGUAAUGAUCACUUCGCUGUCGCUCCCAGUGCGGGAGGACGCUCAGGUGGGCACUGUCAUCGCCUUGAUCAGCGUGUCCGACUGUGACUCCGGCGCCAAUGGGCAGGUGACCUGCUCACUCACACCACCGCAUAUCCCCUUCAAGCUGGUGUCCACCUUCAAGAAUUACUAUUCUCUAGUGCUGGACAGCGUCCUGGACCGCGAGAGUGCGUCGAACUAUGAGGUGGUGGUGACAGCGAGGGACGGUGGCUCACCUUCUCUGUCGGCCACUGCCAGCGUGUCCGUGGAGGUGGCCGACGUGAACGACAACGCGCCCGCGUUCGCGCAGCCAGAGUACACGGUGUUCGUGAAGGAGAACAACCCGCCCGGCUGCCACAUCUUCACCGUGUCGGCGCGAGACGCGGACGCGCAGGAGAACGCGCUGGUGUCCUACUCGCUGGUGGAGCGACGGGUGGGCGAGCGCGCACUGUCGAGCUACGUGUCGGUGCACGCGGAGAGCGGCAAGGUGUACGCGCUGCAGCCACUGGACCACGAGGAGCUGGAGCUGCUGCAGUUCCAGGUGAGCGCGCGCGACGCGGGCGUGCCGCCCCUAGGCAGCAACGUGACCCUGCAGGUGUUCGUGCUGGAUGAGAACGACAACGCGCCUGCGCUACUGCCGCCCGGGCCAGGUGGAGGACCCAGCGCGCUGAGCCAGGUGGUGGCGCGUUCGGUGGGCGCGGGCCACGUGGUGGCGAAGGUGCGCGCGGUGGACGCCGACUCGGGCUACAACGCGUGGCUGUCCUACGAGCUGCAGCUGGCGGCGGGUGGCGCGAGCAGCCCGUUCCGCGUGGGGCUGUACACCGGCGAGAUCAGCACGACGCGCGCCCUGGACGAGGCGGACGCGCCCCGCCAGCGCCUGCUGGUGCUGGUGAAGGACCACGGCGAGCCGGCGCUGACGGCCACGGCCACCGUGCUGCUGUCGCUGGAGGACAGCGGCCAGGCGCCCAAGGCCUCUUCGCGGGCAUUGUCUGGUGCAGCUGGCGCAGAGACGGCGUUAGUGGAUGUGAACGUGUACCUGAUCAUCGCCAUCUGCGCGGUGUCCAGCCUGUUUGUGCUCACGCUGCUGCUGUACACGGCGCUGAGGUGCUCGGCGCCGCCCAGCGAGGGCGCGUGCGGGCCGGUGAAGCCCAGGCUUGUGUGCUCCAGCGCGGUGGGGAGCUGGUCUUUCUCUCAGGAGAGGCGGCAGAGGGUGUGCUCUGGGGAAGGGCCGCCCAAGACCGACCUCAUCGCCUUCAGCCCCUGUCUUCCAGCGUCUGGAGAAGAUUGUUUAAAUCCUUCCAGUGAAGUAAGUCCUUGA
Messenger RNA from Budorcas taxicolor (takin), 2442 nucleotides. Its product is annotated as protocadherin alpha-12-like. The coding region runs from base 1 to 2442 and encodes 813 amino acids. The transcript has a single exon. NCBI's taxonomy places the organism in Eukaryota, Metazoa, Chordata, Mammalia, Artiodactyla, Bovidae. The record is from RefSeq and is a predicted model, not a curated record. Gene Ontology annotation, biological process: homophilic cell-cell adhesion. Gene Ontology annotation, molecular function: calcium ion binding. Gene Ontology annotation, cellular component: plasma membrane.